Drosophila novamexicana is the source of this 2925-nucleotide messenger RNA. It is a transcript of the gene Slc45-1, whose product is annotated as proton-associated sugar transporter A. Gene Ontology annotation, biological process: transmembrane transport. Lineage: Eukaryota; Metazoa; Arthropoda; Insecta; Diptera; Drosophilidae. Gene Ontology annotation, molecular function: sucrose:proton symporter activity. The transcript is spliced from 4 exons. Gene Ontology annotation, cellular component: membrane. Bases 669 to 2459 code for a protein of 596 amino acids. The record is from RefSeq and is a predicted model, not a curated record.
UAUAUCGAAAAUUAAAUUGUUGUGCGUGUCUUGUCAUUGCUUUUGGUGACUUUUAUUUUGUUGGUCUAUUUAAGCGUAACGAAAGCAUUUUUCAUGUCUUGCCAAAAAAAAGUUGCCAGCGUUCAGCCCAAUGUAGUAAAAAUUUCCAACAAUCGACCCGCGGCAAUGUCAGCACUUUAACAAGAGCCAAAAAACAAAACAAAAUAAAAAACAAUUUAAAAUAAAAAUAAAGAAAAAAGAUAAAGAUAGCAUAAAACAUACAACUAAAGAGCUCGAGCAGACGGAGCAAAAAAUUAUUAAUUUGUGAUUAUAAACAACGUGUGUUAUAUCGACUGGAUGGGUAAAGUUAUGAUAGUUAAUUCAUUGCCGCCGCCCAAACGAAAGUGCCACGCCCACGCUCGCUGCAAGCAACAAACGAAAAAACAAUUAAAACUUAAGAAAAUCGAAAUCUAUUUUCUGCACAACAAUCUGUGCAAGAGAAAAACUUUAUCGCAUUUUCAAUUAUUGACGCUAAACCUUAAAUCGGAAAGUGAGUGAGAAAAUUCAAGUGAACAUUUGAACAAAUCGAAACUAAACUAAGUAAAAGGAAAAUCGAUUGAACAAAAUAAAUAUUUAUACAUACAUAUAUAAGCUUUCACAGAGCCGCAGUUCGAACCAAGUGCUCAGCCAUGGUUGGUGUUGCCGCCGAUACAGCGCAGGCCGCACAGCUAUCCUCGGCCAAGAAUCCCAUGAUUAAGUACAUGCUAAAGCAGCGCGAGAAUCAUGCACGUGCCCAGGAUGCGGACUAUUCGCAUGUUUUUCGCCGCAAGACACGGCUCGAGCUAUACCGCAUGUCCGCCAUUGCGAUGGCCAUUGAGUUUGCGUACGCGGCCGAGACGAGCUUUGUGUCGCCCAUUCUGCUCCAAAUUGGCAUCGAUCACAAGCACAUGACCAUGGCCUGGGGCCUGUCGCCGCUGAUCGGGUUCUUUGUCUCACCGCUGCUGGGCAGCAUCAGUGAUCGCUGCCAGCUGCGCUGGGGUAGACGCCGGCCCAUCAUCUCGCUGCUGUCGCUGGGCAUACUCUGUGGCCUGAUACUGGUGCCCUAUGGCAAGGAUCUGGGCGUCUGGCUGGGCGAUGUGGGCUACAAUUACACCGAACUGAGUCCGACUUUUGGCAAUGAGAGCGCUGUGGCCGCUUUUCUGUCCGCCGAACCGGAACCCGGCGCAACGGCUGCCAAUUUUAAAUUUGCCGUAAUUCUGACCAUUUUGGGCAUGGUGCUGCUGGACUUUGAUGCGGACACUUGCCAGACGCCGGCGCGCACCUAUUUGCUAGACAUGUGCGUGCCUGAGGAGCAGCCCAAGGCGCUGACCACAUUCACACUAUUCGCGGGCUUUGGCGGCACCAUUGGCUAUGCCAUUGGCGGCAUCGAUUGGGAGACGACACACAUUGGCACAUUUCUGGGCGGCAACAUACCCACGGUCUUUAGCCUGGUGACAAUUAUCUUUGUGAUCUGUUAUCUGGUCACGGUGACCACAUUCCGGGAGAUUCCGCUCAAACUGAUCGAACGCGAUGAGAUGCUGCGUCCCCUGUCCGAGGCGGCCAUCAAGAAGGAGCUGCAGAAGAACAACAAUGCCAUCUACUAUAUACAGGAGAACUCCACGCUGGACCAGCAGCGGGCCAAUGAACUGAAGGCCAACGAGCUGAAGGCCAAUGGCUAUCAGAAUAGCUAUUUGCCGGCGCUUAGCGAUAAGGUGAAGCCGCGCGAUCCGGAGCUUCAGGUGGAGGACCAUACGCCCAUCUCGCUGCGUGGCUAUUUGAAGAGCAUCUUCAUAAUGCCGCACUCGAUGCGUAUGCUGGCCCUUACCAAUCUUUUCUGCUGGAUGGGUCAUGUCACCUAUUGCCUGUACUUUACCGACUUUGUUGGCGAGGCGGUCUUUCAUGGCGAUCCCACGGCGCCGCCCAACUCGGCGCCGCUGCAGCUUUAUGAGGAGGGCGUGCGCUUCGGCUGUUGGGGCAUGUCCAUCUAUGCCUUCUCCUGCUCCAUUUACUCGAUGUCGGUGACCAAGCUGAUGAAGUGGUUUGGCACGAAGUCGGUUUAUAUCAGCGGCAUGAUAUACUAUGGCAUUGGCAUGCUGAUCCUCGGCCUGUGGCCGACCAAGUGGGGCGUACUCGUUUUCAGCACCUCGGCGGGCAUACUCUAUGGCACGCUCUUCACCAUGCCCUUCAUCCUGGUGGCCAACUAUCAUGCCAAGAAUUGUUUCCGCGUGCAUAAUGGCGAGACGGUGCCGCUGAAACAGGCACGUGGCCUGGGCACCGAUGUGGCCAUCAUUAGCAGCAUGGUCUUCAUUGCCCAACUGAUUGUCUCGCUGAGCGUUGGCCCGCUCGUCGCCUGGAUGGAGACCACAUGCGCCAUUUUGUAUGCCUCGACAUUUUUAUCCUUUGCCGCGGCCAUAGCCGCCAUGUUUGUGCUCUAUGUGUAGGCGCCCUUGGGCGGGCAUAUUGAUAGUCCCCCGUUGUUGUUUUUUUUCUUUGGCAGACAAUGCCGCCUCGUUAAUUGCUAGAUGAAAUUAACCGGCGUUGCUGUAUUAAUUUGAUAUUUAUGAUUUUUUGUGCUGUCCUAUCAGCAGCAGCAUCUGCAACUGAUGUACUAUGUACUUACGUACAUCAAGCAUGUCAUACGCACAUCCAUUGUUCGUGUUUCAAUGCGUAUUACAAUUUUUUUGCCCACUUUCAGGCAUUGUUAUAUAUUAACAUAGUAUUUUAAAGCAUGCUUUUGAGCGCGUUUGGUUAUAUUGCAAAAUUAUUUAAAAUUCAGCGGCCUGUUUUUUAGAUUGCGUUUCCGAGCAUACUUUAAGGAAAUGAAAUGAAUUCUUUCUCUGUUUCAAUUCCGUUCAGAUUUCGUGCUCAAAAUUUGAUCAAAAUUGACAUAACAAUAUAUGAAAAAAA